Molecule: messenger RNA, 2570 nt
Organism: Molossus molossus (Pallas's mastiff bat)
Lineage: Eukaryota; Metazoa; Chordata; Mammalia; Chiroptera; Molossidae
Gene: PDIA4
Product: protein disulfide isomerase family A member 4
Exons: 10
Coding region: 41-1975 (644 amino acids)
Biological process (GO): response to endoplasmic reticulum stress; protein folding
Cellular component (GO): endoplasmic reticulum; cell surface; endoplasmic reticulum lumen
Molecular function (GO): protein disulfide isomerase activity
Source: RefSeq, a predicted model, not a curated record
GUGGACGCCGGCGAGAGGAGGCCGCGCUCCCGCUGCCGUGAUGAGACCCCGGAAAGCUUGCCUGCUGGUCCUGCUCCUGGCGCUGGCGCAGCUGCUGGCCGUGGCGAGCGCCAGGGGGCCGGACGAAGAUUCUAAUAAAGAAGAGGCCAUGGAGGAGGAAGAUGAGGAGGAAGAAGAUGAAGAGGAGGAGGAGGAAGAUGACUUGGAAGUUAAGGAAGAAAAUGGUGUCUUAAUUCUAAGUGACGCAAAUUUUGAUAACUUUGUGGCUGACAAGGACACGGUGCUGCUGGAGUUCUACGCCCCGUGGUGUGGACAUUGCAAGCAGUUUGCUCCAGAAUAUGAAAAAAUCGCUAGUACCUUGAAGGAGAAUGACCCUCCCAUUCCUGUCGCUAAGAUCGACGCGACCUCAGAGUCAGGGCUGGCCAGCAGGUUUGAUGUGAGCGGCUACCCCACCAUCAAGAUCCUCAAGAAGGGGCAGGCUGUUGACUACGAGGGCUCCAGGACCCAGGACGAAAUCAUUGCCAAGGUCAAAGAGAUCUCCCAGCCCGACUGGACGCCUCCACCAGAAGUCACGCUUGUGCUGACCAAAGACAACUUCGAUGAAGUGGUGAACGAGGCAGACAUCAUUCUGGUGGAGUUUUACGCCCCAUGGUGUGGGCACUGCAAGAAGCUGGCCCCCGAGUACGAGAAGGCCGCCAAGGAGCUGAGCAAGCGCUCGCCCCCAAUCCCGCUGGCGAAGGUCGACGCCACUGCGGAAACAGACCUGGCCAAGAGGUUCGACGUGUCUGGCUAUCCCACCCUGAAGAUCUUCCGCAAGGGAAAGCCUUUUGAGUACAACGGUCCGAGGGAGAAGUACGGGAUCGUCGACUACAUGAUCGAGCAGUCCGGGCCGCCCUCCAAGGAGGUUUUGGCCCUGAAGCAGGUCCAGGAGCUCCUGAAGGAUGGAGAUGAUGUCAUCAUCGUUGGGGUCUUCAAGGGGGAGAGUGACCCGUCCUACCAGCUGUACCAGGAUGCUGCCAACAACCUGAGAGAAGAUUACAAAUUCCACCACACCUUUAGCACUGAAAUAGCAAAGUUCUUGAAAGUCUCCCCAGGGAAGUUGGUCAUGAUGCAGCCUGAGAAAUUCCAGUCCAAAUAUGAUCCCAGGAGCCACACGAUGGACAUCCAGGGCUCCGUGGAGGGCUCCGCCAUCAAAGACUUCGUGCUGAAGCACACCUUGCCCCUGGUGGGUCACCGGAAGCCCUCCAAUGACGCCAAGCGGUACACGCGCCGCCCUCUGGUGGUCGUCUACUACAGCGUGGACUUCAGCUUCGACUACAGGGCGGCCACUCAGUUUUGGCGGAGCAAAGUGCUGGAGGUGGCCAAGGACUUCCCCGAGUACACCUUUGCCGUGGCUGACGAGGACGACUUUGCCACGGAGGUGAAGGACCUGGGGCUCAGCGAGAGCGGGGAGGACGUCAACGCCGCCGUCCUGGACGAGGGCGGGCGGAAGUUCGCCAUGGAGCCCGACGAGUUCGACUCCGACACCCUCCGAGAGUUCGUCAUGGCUUUCAAGAAAGGAAAACUGAAGCCCGUCAUCAAAUCCCAGCCGGUGCCCAAGAACAACAAGGGGCCAGUCAAGGUCGUGGUGGGGAAGACCUUCGACUCCAUCGUGAUGGACCCCAAGAAGGACGUCCUCAUUGAGCUGUACGCGCCCUGGUGCGGGCACUGCAAGCAGCUGGAGCCCGUGUACACCGCCCUGGGCAAGAAGUACAAGAGCCACAAGAACCUGGUCAUCGCCAAGAUGGACGCCACUGCCAACGACAUCACCAGUGACCGCUACAAAGUCGAGGGCUUCCCCACCAUCUACUUCGCACCCAGUGGGGACAAAAAGAACCCGAUUAAAUUUGAGGACGGAAACAGAGACCUGGAACAUUUGAGCAAGUUUAUAGAACAACACGCAACAAAGCCGAGCAGGACCAGGGAGGACCUUUGAAGCUCUGAGUGAGGGAGGCAGGAGGGACCACACACUGGCUUCCAGAGGCGGGAGCCCGAGCGAGCCGCCGGCCCAUGGUCAGCGCCAGGGCCGGGUCUCCAGUUUUUGGUUGUUUUUGUUACUGUUUUUUAAAUUUUUUAUGCUCUGGUAUUUCACUUCAUGCUCUGAAUACUGAAUAGGUAUGAAUGGUUCAGUAGACUAGGCCAGAUUCUUCCAGAGGGUACAUCUAUUUUUAUCCUUAUUUGGGGUUUGAUUUUUUUUUAAACCUUCCACUUUCUUUAAUGUAUUUCUUCAAAGCAGAUAAGUUGAAUCUCCUCUGUGUGAAUGUUUUUUUUUUUUUAAUUUAAAAUUUUAAAAACCUUUGCCAAAUCAUGUUGAUUUCUGCUCUUCGCUUUGUCGUCGUCUGAGGACUUUGUAACCGGAGUGCGUUAGUUUCUGCUUCUUCCUGCUCGGGCGGCGGAGAGAACCUUCCCCGCACGUCCUGCCGAGGGCGCCCCUGCAGCCACCUCUGGGCCGCUGUCCCAUCCAGACAAGCAGCACCUGGGACCGGGCGUCGCCCAGCCUUCUCCAGGACCUCGGACAAGGAGCCUUUCCC